Messenger RNA from Lymnaea stagnalis (great pond snail), 17032 nucleotides. NCBI's taxonomy places the organism in Eukaryota, Metazoa, Mollusca, Gastropoda, Lymnaeidae. The record is from the annotation of a GenBank genome assembly.
GCUAAGAUGCAAAAAAUUCCUACUCUCGGAUUUGAAUUAUCUGCCAAUCUAUAUAUUAAAGGAAGAUAAUAAAAAUUGAUAAAUACAAGAAAGAAAGGGACACAACUUAAAAUAAUACAAUAAUAGACAAUCACAAGUCUCUUAAUAAUUGUAUAUUAGAGAAAAAAUAUCGUAAUCUUUUUCAAGGAAUAUCUCGAUGAAUUUGAAGCCAAAAAAAAAGUUUUACUUAAAAUGUUAAAUGUCCUGAUGGUGUUGCUGAACCUGUACCUGAUUAUCACCCCUUUGGCCAUAAAGCCCAGACUUAAGUACGUCAACCUGGCCACUGGUCUAUUUGGUGGAAGCCUAUGUGACCUUUAUUUACAGGAGAUGGUCACUUCCGGGUUAUGGUGAGUUAUUUGACACUUUUCUAAUAAGAUGUAUCUUUUGCUUUUCAUUCUUAGUAAAAUAUUCUCUGAAGAGAUCAUCCUAUCCAUAUUUUUUUUAUUUAAAAAUUUUUUUUUUGUUGCUUUUAUGAUUAACAUUUUUUUUAAAGAAAAAAAUGGAACGAUUUUUAACAUAUGUAACUAAAGGAAACAUGGAACGAAAACACUGCCUUGUGAUGUAGUUGGUAUUAGUGCCACCAUGGGACGGGCCAAUAUGUUUUCCGCUCUCCCUUUCAUGAUACAAACUCGGCAGUUGUCCGAAAGUGCAACGCCUCCAUAUGAAGUAACAUGGAGCCUGGGGGGGGGGACAAACCCCUCCGUCCCACUUUCCACGCCACUGGCAGAGGCGUAGCUAGAGUAUUUAUUGCCAGGAGACAAGAUUCAUUUUUACACCCCCACCCACCCCUUUUUUUCUUCAUCUCUGAAACCCAUUAUCUUCAUCAAUUAAAUACUAUUAAAGUCCACGUGAUGCCUCCCUCUCCCCCCCCCUGCUAGUCGGGCGUCCGGGGACACUUUUCCUGUCUUCCCCCCCUCUAGCUACUCCUCUGGCCACUGCCACCCCCCAUGAAAAAAAAUCAGACGGUUGCAGGUUCAAUGCCCGCCAUGGCCAGCCAAUUUUAACAUUUUUUUUUGGAAACAUGACCGCAACCAUUACACAACUGCAAUUCAUUAUUUACCAGAUCCCAUGUUUGUCACCUCCAGCCUGAUACGUCAUUUGGAAAACGUCAAAUCUGUAGAUAGCAGUUAUAACAUUGGAAAACAAAAAUUCAUUGCAUCACCAAUUAGAACGUGACUUUUCUGUAUGGAUACGAGUUAUUAUAAUAAUUAUCAUAAUUAGUAUUUUUUAUUAUUAGACUAACGUGUUCUAUGUACCAAACCAAUGCCAAACCUCCAUUGUUAUGUUUGAGCAUGCACACAACAUCAUCAAUUUGGCCGGAACGUUGAUUUUUAUUUUUUUAUUUUUUUUUUUUGGUUUUAUUUACACACGUGACAUUUUAAGACGUCUGGGUCAACCGAGGCGGGGUGACACCGUCACUUAAAUUAUUCGUGGUUGUGCGAACGGGGUUGGGGGGGGGGGGGUUAAGAUCGGAUUAACUUUUUGUUUUGUUGAUAUGCCUUGGUAAAGAGUUAAGUCCCUUUAACCGGUAAUUUGGUAGCAUUCGAUUUUUAAAACCGUAAAUAAUUCUACUUUUGUCGAUACUUCAAAGAUUACAAUUUUAAUACGAUAAAGCCCAGGCCUGCACAACAUACGCUCCCCCCUCCCCCCCUCCCCUGGGGCCACAUGCGGCCCCCCACUUGACCGCCGCGAAGCAACGAAAUAUUCUUUAUUAUUAUUUUUAUUUUCUUAACAACCUUCGCUCCUGUACUAUUACCUUUCGGCACGCACAAGGUUUUCAUUAAAAAAAUUAACGGCCCACCUUAAAUUUUUGAGUUGUGCAGGCCUGCUAUAAAGUAGGGGAAAAAAUGCUUUUAAGAAAUUUUAAAUUAUUUUCUACUUUUUUUCUGCGUUUAAACUCGUCUUUUAGAGAAAUUCUUUUUUUUUUUUUUUUUUUUUUUUUUUUUUUUUUUUUUAAAAAUUUUUUUUUUUUAUUUUUCCGUUUUUUCAUGUUUUUUUUGUUUUUUUUUUUUUUUUUUUUUUUUUUUUUUUUUGUUUUUUUUUAAAAUUUUUUUUUUUUUUUUUUUUUUUUUUUUUAGUUCUUUUAAAAAAUUUUUUUUUUAAAUUUCCCGUCUGCUCAAGUUCUUGUUGUAGUUGUUUUUAAAUGCGUCGUGCGUGUGUGUGUAAUGUCAUGACCCGUGAGCCGAGUUGCUGUCUUGUGUCUACAUGCGAGGUGUGUGUCUGGUGUGUGACAGUCAGAACCGGUACGUCUCCCAGCAAUCGGAAGUGUGAUGCAGUCGUAAUCGCGUGCGCACAUGGAAAGUUUUGUGACACAAGACCACGUUCGUUUGACACACUGAGCGCGCAUUGUAUUUAUUGAUUAACAUGGGGGUCUGUACUUAGGACUUCAACAUUUAUUGAUUAACAUGGGGUCUGUACUUAGGACUUCAACAUUUAUUGAUUAACAUGGGGUCUGUACUUAGGACUUCAACACAAAAUAAAAUACCCUGGAACCCCGCUAUAACGCGGAACCCCGCUACAACGCGAUAAUCGGCGUUCAAAAAUAGGUUCGAUUUUUUUUUUUUUUAUUUUUUUUUUUAAGGCUUGUUUCAAGGAGCAUUUAUAAAGUGGGCGGAGGAGGGUGUAUUUAAUAAACAAACAAGCAACAGUUUUUUUUUUUUUUUUUUUUUGAAAACAUUAAUGCCCUUAAAUCCAAUCAGGAGCUUAUGCGGAGCUUAAAAGAAGCCAACACAUAAUCAAAUUUUUACCGUUGCCCAAAUAUAUGGAUUAAAAAAAACAAAAAACUUCAACAUACUGAAAUCGCCUGUGUCUUUAAACGUGUUCUAUUUACCUUUUGAGAAUUUGAGAAUUAAAAUUAUUUUUUUUUAAUCAUCACCGGUGAAACGUCCAGGUCCAGGUCGCGAAACGGCGACGUUGAAAUGGUGGGAGCGGAUGAUGGGGGGGGGGCGAAGUGGUGGGGGAGAAUGUCAUAGUUCCACGGUACCAGAACGGCGACCAGGCGUCGCGGGGUAAGUACCACCUGGCGGGCCGGAUCUGGCCCGAGGGCCUUAGUCUUGAGGACCCGUGUAUCAGGCUUGACGCUAAAUUUGCUGGCCUAGAAACUGAGAUCAGGUCGGUGGCAUAAGGAUGCCCGUGUAGGAUGACAACCAAUGGCAGCAAUGAUUAAGUGUGACGCAGUUUGACCACAGAGGGUACCUCUCUCCUCUUCCGUUACUCUAAACAAAUAUUUCUAUCAGUUGGAUUUUUAAACUGCCUACGUCCAUCCAUUUGGAUUUUUUUUUUAGCAGACAGAAAGCAAGUAUCCAUUUAUUUUAUGCUUGAGUUUUAUGAACGCAAUUUUCCAUUUUUAAAAAAAAAAUACUUGGGUAUUAUGAACGCAAGUUUCCAUUUACUUUCAGAGUUAAUGAAGUUCGGUGCAAUAAACUUUCUCUAAGAUUUGUAGCUUUGAGGAUAACGUUUUUCCUCGAAAAUCUGUAGCUAAAUAUAAAAAGGCAUUUGAUGCGCAUUACAGGAAAUAACUUUAUUCUCAGUUUUCUGUCUGUGGCCUGAAGUUGUUGUUUUUUUUCCAACCAGGUUUGGUUCGCUGUUCAUGCAUUGGAUUAUUCUUGGACUGUUUGAGAUUUUUUUAAAAACGAGUUUGCUGUUGUGAACUUGGUUAAAAGUUAUUCAGUUCUUCAGGAAGUGACUAAAUAUUUGUAUAGCUUUCUAGAGCUUCUACUUAUCAAUGGUGUAUUCUUGAGCCAAGCUCCCAAAACUGUAUUAAAGGUAUUUUCACAUAUUUUCCAAAAGUUAUUUAGAUUAAUUGAUCAGUCUCUAACUUUGUUUCAAUUUUUUUUUUAAAUCUUCUUUCAGAUGAAGGGACAUGACUCCAAUGUUCAAAUUGACACAGACAAAGUUCAGAUGAAAAGGGAGAUGGGUUUGGUUAGUGCUACGAGUGUUGUGAUUGGUUCAGUUAUAGGUGAGUGAUUGGUUCAGUUAUAGGUGAGUGAUUGGUUAAAUUAUAAGUGAGUGAUUGGUUAAAUUAUAACUGAGUGAUUGGUUUAAUUUUAGGUGAGUGAUUGGUUCAAUUAUAGGUGAAGGAUUGGUUCAAUUAUAGGUGAGUGAUUGGUUAAAUUACAGGUGAGUGAUCGGUUCAGUUAUAGGCGAGUGAUUGGUUAAAUUAUAAGUGAGUGAUUGGUUAAAUUAUAACUGAGUGAUUGGUUUAAUUUUAGGUGAGUGAUUGGUUCAAUUAUAGGUGAAGGAUUGGUUCAAUUAUAGGUGAGUGAUUGGUUCAAUUAUAGGUGAGUGAUUGGUUAAAUUAUAGUGAGUGAUUGGUUCAAUUAUAGGUGAGUGAUUGUUUCAAUUAUACAUUAAAGUAGUGUUGGAACUCACCCAAAAGCUACCCUUGCUGCAACCGAAAUAAAUUUGUAUUUAUUUCUAAGAAAGAGAGAGAGAGAGAGAAUAGGCUCACCAUUCCUAUGAGUUCCUGCAGGACUGGAGCCCUGAUUGUUAAAGCCGAUUACCGGUUUCAAAUCGGAUUUCUAAAAGCCGAUGACCGUUUUGCUGGUUAUACAACGAUAGUAACAUGGUUCUUUUCAAACUACUUGAGCUCUAACGGCAUUGGGUACAAUCUGUGAAAUUCACCCUUUGUAAAUAUAUACAUAAUCCUAAAAGUAAUCUGAUCAUCCAUAAUUUUUUAUAUAUGCAAAAAAAUACUUAAUCUUCAUUAUGGUAUCAAUAUAUGCACAUGUAUAUAUAACUUUUUUUUUACCAACAUCCAGCCCUUUGGUUUUUUUUUCCUUUUGUGUGCCUUUUCAGGGGCUGGUAUAUUUAUUACACCAAAGGGCGUGCUACAGAACACUGGGUCCAUUGGUUUGUGUCUGCUUGUCUGGCUGUUGGCAGGAGUUUCUGCCCUUGGAAGUAAGUCCCUUUUUAAAACAUUUUGAUUACCUGUUUUUGUUCAAACUUUGUUUCUUACAAUGUCGGCUGGUUAUUUGUGGAAAUAUGAUGUAAAUUUGUGGAUGGAGAUAAUGUGGAUUGAGAGUGCUGGAGACAUCAUAUCUUGUCCUUUUUUUUUUUACCUUUGGUUUACCUUUGUUUUCUUUACAAUCUAACAUGGCCAUUUUUAUUCCUACGUCUCAAUACUACGUCACUGACCAACGACUCAGGCGCCCUCUGCUACUCCGAGCUCGGCACAACGAUCCAAAAGUCCGGAGGGGGGUACACCUACAUCAAGAAGGGGCUAGGGAACCACAUGGCCUUUGUUUAUGCAUUACAGGUCAGAGGUCGCAUAAUGCGUUCCCCGUUGUUACAACAAGACUUGUGUCUAAAGUUAAGUCACAUAUUUGUUGAGAUCUAAAGUAAUCAAAAGCCUUUGCCCCUCUCCCAAUUCAUGCCUGAUUAGAGGCUUUUAGAGGAUAUGAAUUAUUUCUAAAAAUCACGUCGCUUGUUUCAGUUCUCAGAAAAGUUUAUGUUUAAUGGAAACACGAAAAAGGGCAAAUGAAAAGGAACCACUAUUUAAUUAGGCAACAGAUAUUUACUGUAGGACUCUGUAACUCUUAAAACUAUUAACAUAAUUCAUUUCUCGAUGCCCGAAAAAGGCAGUCGUGCGUGGUCCGGGAUCUCUGGUGGUCAUGCUGCUGACAUUCGCCAAGUACAUGGUGGUCAUCUUCCCCACAUGUGGCAGGCCUCUGUUGCUGGAGAAGCUGAUUGCAGUGACAGCCUUAUGUACGUCCGCUGUCUACAGGAGAAGAACGUAUUGUGCUCUUAAACUAAAGCCGCGUCACAAGCUUUAGUGUAUGGAUGUGUGUUUUGGAAUGAUGCGCUCGCAGGAAGUGUUAAAAUAAAGUUUUUAAAAUAAAAUGUUAGAAAGAAUUGUUAGAAAAAACUGUUAGAAUGAAGUGUUGGGAUGGAAUAUUGUAGUAAAGCUUAAUCAUAAUCUUAUAUUCGUUUAUUGCCUCUUUAAAUUGUCCGCUAGUUGAAUUGUUUUGUAAAGAAAAAAAAAUCGGCUAUCGUGACCUGUUCCCCCCAGUCAGCCUCGUUAUCAUCAACACGUACAGUUCACGCCUGGCGUCACGAGUUACCGUGAUCACAACCAUAGGAAAGACGUCUGCACUUGUCGUCAUCAUCAUCGGCGGCAUCGUCUCUCUUUGUCAAGGUGGGACAGCGCGAUCACAUUAUAAUCAUCAAUAUUACUCAUUUCUUGUAAAGUUUCAUGGCUGACCAAAUCUUUUUAAAGAUACCAUCGGGUUUUCUUAUCCUUAACGCUUUGAAUAUCUGAGUGCACAAUUACAGCAAUCAUACGGACGUCAUAACUAUUUUAGUGAUCCAUUUGGGAACAGGAAGAUUCAUGCAUGAACAAUAAUUAUUUUUGUUUUCUUUCUGAAGACGGAAGUUCCUCGAUACUUCCGGGCCUCAACGGGAUGAUAGUUCCGUGGCUUAGGCCGUGGUUACAUUACUCCCGUAUUUCACCGACAUCCAAGACUGACAUUCAAGACUGAUCGUUUAGUAGUGAAAUUUGUCUGACAUUGUGGUAACAUUGCAACCGAUCGCAUCAGAAUCGUUAUUUUACAAAACAAAAACAAAAAAACAAAAAAAAGGCCUUCACAUUUUGUGAAAAAUUUACUUUGUAGUAGUAAUUUUUUCUCCUACAAAUUACAAUUUUUUUUUUUUUUACGGCAGUCUUGCAUGUCGGUGAAAUACGGAAUCAGUGUAUCCACAGCCUAAUGUCGGUGCUCCUUUUGCACCAAUCUAAUUGCUGUUAACUUCUUCUCUAAGUUUUUAAACUAUUUUAUUGGGUAAUGACUAAUGGACAGGUUAACAUCUAGAUAAGGAAAUCGUUAAUGAUAAAAAGCAACAACAUGUCAUUACCAUUACAGGCGUGACUAGCGAACUUGGGACCGGAUUCUCUGGGUCAAGUGACGACCCCACAUCUAUAGCCUUGGCCUUGUACAGCGCCAUCUUUGCCACCGGAGGAGGGUGAAUAGUGAACGGAGUAUUUUUAAAAAUAAAUUUUUAAUAUCUAUCUUCAAAAAGGGCUUAAGAUCCCUCCCUUUUAAUUCGUGGCUUUUUUUAACACAUAUUUCCUGCACACAGCCCACGAAGAAAUAAAGCAUCAAUGGACUACAUUAGUUCAAUGGCAACAAAACAACUCGUCACAAACACAAUGAAUGCCUGACACAACAAAAUGUCACAUCACACGAUGAAUGCCUGACACAACAUGUCACAAAUAUGAUGAAUGCCUGACACAACAUGUCACAAAUAUGAUGAAUGCCUGACACAACAUGUCACAAAUAUGAUGAAUGCCUGACACAACAUGUCACAAAUAUGAUGAAUGCUUGACACAACAUGUCACAAAUAUGAUGAAUGCCUGACACAACAUGUCACAAAUAUAAUGAAUGCCUGACACAACAUAUCACAAAUAUGAUGAAUGCCUGACACAACAUGUCACAAAUAUGAUGAAUGCUUGACACAACAUGUCACAAAUAUGAUGAAUGCCUGACACAACAUGUCACAAAUAUGAUGAAUGUCUGAAACAAAAUUCGUCUAAAAAAAAUACUUCAUCAUUUCUCUCAUAGACUUUAAUCUAUAAUUUCUCUUACAGGGCCAAUCUGAAUUCAAUCGUAGAGGAGAUCAGGAACCCUGGCAAGUAUGUACCAGCAAGUAAAACAUUUACCUGGCCAACUAGGAGACUUGACAAACUAUUGAAAUCACGUUUCAAAAAUUGAUCAGAAUCACUUUUUAAGUAGAAAAUGUGUAAUUUCCAAGAAAAUAAAAGUCAAUUUAUAAAUUAUAUCAAUGUCAGUCUUACCUUCAAGGUGCGUAACGGAAACAAAAUGAAUAUUGAUGUAUUUAAGUUGCGUCACUUGAUUAAAAAUGUUAUACAAUUAAAUAUAAUUUUGAUGAAGCACGAACACGUCAGAAUCUUUCAAUCGAAUAACCACAAAACUUUGAUUGACAAAAUCUGCAGUGUUACGAUUAGCAUACGAGAAAAACAACAGACACUAUGUAAAUCAGUGGUUCUCAAAAUCUAAUAAUCCGGUGGCUGCAGGAGGUAGAGUCCGAGUGAGACUGGGCCGCAUCAAGUAUUCCACAAAAAUGCGAAAACAAAUUCAAUAAAGUACUUAAGGCUUCACUUUCUUCCUCAUACUCCUUGUUGCCAGAGAUCUGGCAGCACUUAUUCUUACUCAGAUUAUCAACAUUUGGCUUGAGUGAGGAAGCGGUUAAGAAGACCCUCAGUAUAAAUUGAAGAUGGUUAUCAGUGCGGCACAUGAUCCGCUUGAACCUCCUAGAAAUCUCAGGGAAGGUGUAGGGAAAUGCCUUCUUGAACCACCUGGAAAUCUCAGGGAAGGUGUAGGGACAUGCUCUCUUGAACCACCUGGAAAUCUCAGGGAAGGUGUAAGGAAAUGCCCUCUUGAAUUGUACAUACGGGUUUGUUUUUCCCUUCACCUUACUGACCUUGGCCUUGGGUUCAGAAUUGCUCUGAGGAUCAGCUCCAUUUCAAGAGCCUUCCACUUUAAAGGAGAAAGUGUCAGCAAAAUUGGGAAAAGUGGCUCUGUGUGUCUUGAAAUCUGCAAACACCUGAUCCUAUUCUUCCUGUAGCUUUGCAAUGGCAGCAGUAUACUUACUUCUGAAUGGCGUGCGUGUGCCCGAGUCCAUGAGUGCUCUGCAUGUUGGGAAAUGGUUCUCUCAGGACCAUAACACAAGUUUGUGCAGAAUGCCCUGACAUUGUCACAGGCAACACCGACAAGCUACCCUGGUCUUGUAAUUUCUUGUUGAGUAUAAUACAGUCAGCCCCUGAGUGUCAACAAGAUAAUCCAAGUCCAUGAGCCAUUUGGGAUCACAUAGUACAGGAAAAACCACCUCAUCCUUCUCCAUGAAAACUUUAAAGACCUGUUCAAACAGUAGGCAGGAACAGGCAAUAUAAAUAUAAAUUAUUGAUGUGAAGGAAGAUGCUGUUGUAGGGAGAAAGUAAUUUUGAUUUUUGUAUCGUAGAAAAAUCCUUUUGACUAACCGUAUUUGGAAAGUGAUCAAACUAACAGGCUCAGAAUUUCCCUCACUUGUAAAAACUAGCGCCAAUUUUUAUAGAGAUUCUUGAGACUGUGUCAGAUUGCUACGAUUUACACAAUUAUGGUUGUGCAUUACACACUAACUGAAUUUUGAAACUUUUCUCAAAGCCGCACUUUGGCCAUGAUUGUCUCAUAAAAUACUGUCCAAAAAAAUUAGUCCGAUUUUAAAAGGGUUAUUAACAUUAUAAUCAACGUCCAAAUCUAUAAAAACAUAACACAAAUCAAAAGUAGACUAGUCGGUGAGAUUCGACUGAGCCCGUCGCGGAGAGUCACAUGAUAGGUAUGAGAAUGGGGAAAACGCGGUGGCCGCAUUGACACUAAACUUUGCUGUCAGGUAUCGGACCGCAAAAUAUCGUUUUGCGGUCAACAAAUGGCCCGCGUGCCGCGAGUUUGAGAUCCCUGAAUGUAAAUUUAAGUGUCAUAAAGUCACAAUUGAGAUUAUUUUGAAGAGCUAAAUUCAAUGCAGCAGUGAAAGCGCUAAGAUAAUACUAAGAAAAACUAACUAAUGCUUAAUGUUAACUUGUAAACAUUUAUCCCAAGGGAUCAAUUUUUGUCCCCACAAGCAUCAGUAUCAAAUAUUUAUACUUCAAAUCUACUACAAGAAAAUCUUUAUUUCAUUAUCAAAUUUUUAUACUUCAGAUCUCCUACAAUAAAGUCUUUAUUUCCUUAUCAAAUAUUUAUACUUCAGAUCUCCUAUAAUAAAGUCUUUAUUUCAUUAUCAAAUAUUUAUACUUCACAUCUACUACAAUAAAGUCUUUAUUUCAUUAUCAAAUAUUUAUACUACGGAUCUUCUUCAAUAAAGUCUUUAUUUCAUUAUCAAAUAUUUAUACUACAGAUCUGCUACAAUAAAGUGUUUAUUUUAUGAUAAAUUUCAAACGGACUUUUAUACCUUAAAAAAAAAACAUGGCUAAACAAAUUUGACCAAUAUCAUUUCUUGAAACAUCAAGACUUCUUGUUUCGAAACAUAAAAAAACAACAACCAAUGUUUGCACUUUAAAAAGUUAUAUCUGAAUAAUAAUUCUCUGUCAACUACACGUUUUAAAAUACGUAUUGCAAGAGCAACUACACAUUUUAAAAUACGUAUUGCGAGAGCAACUACAUAUUUUAAAAUACGUAUUGCGAGAGCAACUACACAUUUUAAAAUACGUAUUGCGAGAGCAACUACACAUUUUAAGAUACGUAUUGCGAGAGCAACUACACAUUUUAAAAUACGUAUUGCGAGAGCAACUACACAUUUUAAAAUACGUAUUGCGAGAGCAACUACACAUUUUAAAAUACGUAUUGCGAGAGCAACUACACAUUUUAAGAUACGUAUUGCGAGAGCAACUACACAUUUAAGAUACGUAUUGCAAGAGCCAGUGCAACUUAUGGCAGAUUGUCUAAGAAUGUAUGGACCAGGCGAGGUCUCAGUGAAACGUGUGGCAAAGUGUGUAAGAAAGUAUGGACCAGGCGAGGUCUCAGUGUGACAAAGUGUGGCAGAAAGUAUGGACCAGGCGAGGUCUCAGUGUGGCAAAGUGUGUCAGAAAGUAUUCCCAAAUUGUAGAAAUUGAACGAAUCUUUGAACACGGAUUCUUCCACGGAAAGAAUGAAUUCAACCCUUAAUAACUUAACGAUUUUUCCACCAUCAGGAACUUGCCUCGGGCGGCCAUCUUUGGCAUUCUGCUCGUGAUAGUUGUGUACAUACUGACCAACGUCUCGUACCUGGCUGUCAUGACAAAGAGUGAGCUACUCAGCGCAGACGCCGUAGCGUUCGUGAGUUCUAAAUUGUUUACAAAAUCUUUUAAGGCGUACAACCUCGGGGUUGCUUUAAAAAAUUUUUUACAGGUUGAUUUUUUUUGUCUGAAUUAAGGUUGCUACUAUGAGGUUCAAUCACAAAACAACUCUUCCGUGAGUCACAGCCAUUUUUUUUUCUUCAAAUCUUGCGCACCGCUUUACAAAAAUGAUUCGUGUAGCAAAAUUUAGGAUUCUUAAAUGUGCGUCACUCGAGAUCAUAUUUUAUCAAGUAACUUUAGUGGAUGGGAAGUUCACGUACUGCCGUCGCCACUGUUUGGCGGGCUGUAUCUAGAAUGUAAUAUUCUUUUAUAUCAGAGAUUCUUAACAUUUUUGCACCGCUGCACAUCCAUCCACUUCACCCAACAUUUUUCUUGUUUUCAAAACCAUAUUUACCCGUCUUCUUGUCUUCUGUGCCUUCCCAUCGACACCGCUUCCAAACUCACACGGGGUGCCGUUAGGAGCUCCUACCUCAAAUCUUUUAUGUUCUUUGGGUGUUGGUUUUAGGAUUCCUUUACCGAUAGUCUUAAAAUACGCCAUGAAAACAUUCGCGUUACAUUACAACAUUCCCGUUAUAUUACAACAUUCCCAUUGCAAUGCAACAUGUCCGUUUUAUUACAACAUUCCCAUUAUAUCAUAACAUUCCCGUUUUAUUACAACAUUCUUGUCAUUUUUAAACCUUCAUUUACAUCAGAACAUGUCCAUUUUAUUACAACAUUCCCGUUAUAUUACAACAUUCCCGUUAUAUUACAACAUUCCAUUACAUUACAACAUGUUCGUUUUUACAACAUUGCCGUUACAUUACAAGAUUCAAAUUAUAUUACAAUAUUCCAGUAAUAUUACAACAUUCCUAUUACAUUACAACAUGUCUUUUUUACUACAACAUGUCUGUUAUAUUACAACAUUCCUCUUAUAAUACAACAUUCCCGUUUUCUUACAACAUUCUCCUUACAUUACAACAUUCCUGUUUAUUACAACAUUCCCUUUAUAAAACAAUAUUUCUAUUAUAUUAAAACAUUCAAGUUACACUAAUUACAACAUUACCGUUACACGAUAGCUUUCCUUUAAAGUAUAACUUUACUAUGACAUUAUAAUAUUCCUAUUUUAUUAUAAAAUGCCUGUUACAUUAUAAUAUUUUCGUUACACAUUUCCGGAGGAAAAAUAAUGUCGUCUUUUAUUGUUAUUAUCGCUUUCGUUGCAUUAUUAAAUCGUUAAUUAAACAAUGUUGGAGAUUGAAGAAAAUAUAAUAAGUGUGUUAUAAUCUAUUUGCCUAUAUACAUAUAUUAUGAAAGUAAUUUGUCAAUGAACAUUUGCCACGGGAAGUAAGUCUCUGCUGCAUCAACAGGUGUUUGGUGAACGCGUGUUGGGUAGUUACGCCACUUUGAUACCCUUAGCCGUUAUGGUGUCAACAUUUGGGUCAGCCAACAACAACAUCCUCUCUGGUACCAGGUAAAGGCGUUGUUCUAAGAGUUAUGCUGAUGUAAGCGCUGUAUGUGUAAGUGUAAGUUAUGUUGAUGUAAGCGCUGUAUGUGUAAGUGUAAGUUAUGCUGAUGUAAGCGAUGUAUGUGUAAGUGUAAGUUAUGUUGAUGUAAGCGCUGUAUGUGUAAGUGUAAGUUAUGUUGAUGUAAGCGAUGUAUGUGUAAGUGUAAGUUAUGUUGUUGUAAGCGAUGUAUGUGUAAAUGUAAGUAAUGUUGAUGAAGGCGAUGUAUGUGUAAGUGUAAGUUAUGUUGAUGUAAGCGAUGUAUGUGUAAGUGUAAGUUAUGUUGACGUAGGCGAUGUAUGUGUAAGUGUAAGUUAUGUUGAUGUAAGCGAUACUUUGGUUAGUUUAAUUUCUGUCUGUUCGUGUAAGAGAUUUCUAGCAUUAAUUCCUUUGUAACAAUAAAACCCAGAUUAUUGCAUUAUAUUUUUUUUUUAUUUUCCUUCCUUAGAGUUACCUUCUCAGCAGCAAGGGACGGUAAUUUGCCAGAUUUUUUUUCUUAUAUACAUGUUCAUCACUUAACGCCCUUGGGAGCCAUGACUGUCACGGUAAGUGUACUGAAAAAUGUUGCAUUGGGAGCCAUGACUGUCACGGUAAGUGCUCUAGCAAACUUUGCCCUGGGAGCCAUGACUGUCACGGUAAGUGUACUGACAAACUUUGCCCUGGGAGCCAUGACUGUCACGGUAAGUGUACUGACAAACUUUGCCCUGGGAGCCAUGACUGUCACGGUAAGUGUACUGACAAACUUUACCUUGGGAGCCAUGACUCUCACGGUAAUUGCACUGACAAACUUUGCCUUUAGAAACAUGACUGUCACGGUAAUUGCACUGACAAACUUUGCCUUUAGAAACAUGACUGUCACGGUAAGUGCACUGACAAACUUUGCAUUGGGAGCCAUGACCAUAAUGAUAAGUGUACUGACAAAUUUGCCCUUGGGAGCCAUGACUGUCACGGUAAGUGUACUGACAAACUUUGCAUUGGGAGCCAUGACCGUAAUGAUAAGUGCACUGACAAAUUUGCCCUGGGAGCCAUGACUGUCACGGUAAGUGUACUGACAAACUUUGCCUUGAGCGCCAUGACUGUCACGGUAAGUGCACUGACAAACUUUGCCUUCAGAGCCAUGACUCUCACGGUAAUUGCACUGACAAACUUUGCCUUGAGAAACAUGACUGUCACUAUAAGUGCACUGACAAACUUUGCAAGCAGGUAAUAAAACUCUUUAAUUCGCAAUUUCGGAGAAUUUUAUUUUAGGUUUCAAUGCAUUUUAUCUUGUUGUCAAGGUCUAAAGGUAAAACUAGACAAAACCAGGGGAAUGAAUUAUGUCAGACAAGUCUCCAAAAUGUCUGUUCUGAUUUCAUUCUACUCAUUGGGUCCCGGUUAUAUAAAUAAAUAUUAUAUAAUACUAUAUAAUUAUAUAUAUAUUCACCCAGACGGCAGUUGCCUUGAUCUACAUAGCGCCAGCAGAGGUUGGCCAACUCAUCAGCUUUCUCGGGUUCGUUAUGGCUUUCUUCAACGGCUGCAUCUACUUCUCACUCAUCCGUUUCAGACUGCAGACCAUGAAAGAUGUCAAGAGGAUCAUAAAGGUAAUUCUGUUUUCUUUAAAGAAUAUCGUUCUUCAUAAUUUUAUGGGUAUUAUUAUUUAUUUUUUUAAAAAGAAAUGCAAGAGAAGCCAUUUUUUUUUUAGUAACCAAGUUAGUACAAGAAUCUGUCAUCGAUGCUUGCUCAAGAAGUGUCAUAUAAAUGAUCGUCCUGUGAAAAAAAAAUCAUUUAUCAUUGAAAUUAUCAGACACUUUUGGGUCCAUGUGUUUACAAGCCCUAGAGAUGGGAUCAGGAAAAAGGUUAUUUAUUGAAGCAAGUACAAUAAGUUUUCAUUGGCCAUUGCUCAAGAUAUGUUUUACGGAAUGUUUAAGGGUGGUCUUAUGAUGUGUGAUGGUGGUCUUAUGAUGUGUGAGGGUCGUCUUAUGAUGUGUGAGGGUGCUCUUAUGAUGUGUGAUGGUGGUCUUAUGAUGUGUGAGGGUGGUCUUAUGAUGUGUGAGUGUGGUCUUAUGAUGUGUGAGGGUGGUCUUAUGAUGUGUGAUGGUGGUCUUAUGAUGUGUGAUGGUGGUCUUAUGAUGUGUGAUGGUGGUCUUAUGAUGUGUGAUGGUGGUCUUAUGAUGUGUGAGGGUGGUCUUAUGAUGUGUGAGGGUGGUCUUAUGAUGUGUGAUGGUGGUCUUAUGAUGUGUGAUGGUGGUCUUAUGAUGUGUGAUGGUGGUCUUAUGAUGUGUGAUGGUGGUCUUAUGAUGUGUGAUGGUGGUCUUAUGAUGUGUGAGGGUGGUCUUAUGAUGUGUGAGGGUGGUCUUAUGAUGUGUGAGGGUGGUCUUAUGAUGUGUGAGGGUGGUCUUAUGAUGUGUGAGGGUGGUCUUAUGAUGUGUGAUGGUGGUCUUAUGAUGUGUGAGGGUGGUCUUAUGAUGUGUGAUGGUGGUCUUAUGAUGUGUGAUGGUGGUCUUAUGAUGUGUGAGGGUGGUCUUAUGAUGUGUGAGGGUGGUCUUAUGAUGUGUGAUGGUGGUCUUAUGAUGUGUGAGGGUGGUCUUAUGAUGUGUGAGGGUGGUCUUAUGAUGUGUGAGGGUGGUCUUAUGAUGUGUGAUGGUGGUCUUAUGAUGGAUGAGGGUGGUCUUAUGAUGUAUGAGGGUGGUCUUAUGAUGUGUGAGGGUGGUCUUAUGAUGUAUGAGGGUGGUCUUAUGACGUAUGUUACAAUUAUUACAUAUAUUCUUGUGAUAGACAGAUGAAAUAAUUUAAUAAAAAAUAGUUUAUUUAAGGAUGAAAUAGUCCUAUCAUAAAAAAAUUCACACAUAUUUCUCCAUGUGAUAUAUUGGAUUAAAUAAUCCUAUCACGAACAUCGUACCAGAUUCCCCUUGUGAUACCCAUCCUGAUGGUGUUACUGAACCUGUACCUGUUUAUCGCCCCUUUGGUCAUCAAGCCCAGGCUGGAGUACGUCUACGUGGCCACUGGUCUGUUUGGUGGAAGCCUCGUUCUCUAUGUGCACUUUAUUUACCGGAGAUGGUCACUUCCGGGUUAUGGUGAGCUCCUUGUACCCAAACUAGUCUGAGGCUAGGAUAACAAAUUGCGUCCACUCGUGUCGUAAGAUCUUUUGUUUCUAUAAAGCUGUUGUUAGAGAGCAAUUUUGAUAAAAGAUGUUUAAAAAAUUAAAAUACAAAUGAAGAGUUUCCAUAUAAAGCCAUUGCUUUUAAAAGUUUUAGUAUUCAGAGAUUUGAUAAUAUAUAAUGUAGCAAAUAUUCUUGAAGUAACUUGUUAUGAAAAAAUCGCAUGACUAAAAAUAAUUUUGCCUCUAUAAAUUUCAGACAAAUUUGUCACCUGGUUUCAGCUUGUGUUUCAAGUAUGUCCGCCAGCUCAAUUUAUGGAAUAAAUCUUUUUUGUAAAACUAAACCUAAACAUUUUAUGCACGUGCGUGUCUAUGCAUGGGUCAGUAGGUCAGCCGUGUGAUUCAGGUAUGAAUUACAAUUAAGGAUUCUAUAAUGAUGUUACUCUCUCUUUGACUGAUGACCUAUAUGUGUUGCAUUUUUACAUUUUUACACUAAGUCUUCUCUCGGAAACACACCACUGAGACUAUGACUUUCAAUACAGAAAUAGACUUCAACGUUGCUCAAAAUAACUGUUCAUUUACUUUAGAUGCUUGUUGUAAUAUCACAGCGAAAAUGUAUGUCAGUGUUUCUUAAAGUCAUUGUUCUACGGGAUACAGAGAUGUUGACAACAUAAACAUGUAGAUAUCCAGAGAUGUUCAAAGUUAAAUUGUUAUGGUGGUUCAUACAUCUGUAGUUGACAUUUUUAGUUGUACGAGAUCCAAACGAUUUGAGAACCAGUGGUCUAUUACCAUGAAAAGAAACCACCCUGCCCAAUGGAGGAAAAAAAAAUGUGUUUUCGUCAAAGAAAAAUAUCAUUGUGACAAUUCAAACACAGUAAUAAGUUCAAGGUCAUUUUCAUAUCAGUUUUCAUGCGUUUAAGAUUAUGUCAGCGUAUGUAACUAUACACAUAUAGCUGGGGGGGGGGGUUCGCUUUUGUAUCGGUAACAAAAAUCUUAAAUGGAUUAAUAUGCAAUAAGAAUGCAGUGAUUUAAGAUUUAUUCUGAAUCAGGAUGAGCUGAUUUUUAUGACAACAUCAUCAGAAGACAUCGAUUCUUCCAAAGAAAUGAGCUGCCAUGGAGUUUGUUUAAAUACUAGUCAUAUAGCAGUGGCUUAGAACGCACCAUCAUUUUAUUGUGAGACCACUACCAGUUAAUAAGCUGAAAUUUCUCUCUAUGAUGAUAGCGAUCCACAUUCACGGAAUUUAUUUUCAAACUUUUCUAUUAGAAGAAACAAUGUUCUACAAUUUAAUAUUAUAAAAGAAUGAGCUAGGCUGACCAUAACGCCAAAGAAACAAUUUAAUAUUAUAAAAGAAUGAGCUAGGCUGACCAUAACGCCAAAGAAACGAGGCGAUUUAAAUACGUUCGCAAUCUUAAAAACGAUGAAAGUAUUUUCUUCUAUUUUACGGAAAUCGAAAACAUUUAAAUGCGCAAAAAUUAAACUAUAUCCCCUUUUAUUUAACAAAUGUAUAAGUAUAAUUAUAAUUAAUUAUAAAAAACAUAUAUUUUACCCUUCUAAAAAGUAAAAUAAUAAAUAUUGUAGAUUGUUUAUUUUUUUUAUUGUUAAUAAAAUACAACAAAAUU